UGGAAUGAGCAGAGAAUAAAGUGCCUGCCCUACUGUGCUACCCUGUCUCCUGUGGCAGUUCCAGAGGCAACAAGAUAUAGCUGUAUUAAGGCUUUCACAAGGUAAUGGAAGGGAUCCAUAAAGCCACUGAGCUCGGUUACCGUCCUGUUAAGGUAAACUGUGUGGUGAUGCGAGGUUUCAAUGAGGAUGAACUGCUGGGCUUUGUGGAUUUCACAAAGGAUCUGCCUGUUGAUGUGCGAUUCAUAGAAUACAUGCCCUUUGAUGGCAAUAGAUGGAAUUUCAAGAAGAUGGUGAGCUACAAGGAAAUGCUUGAUACAAUUAAACAGAGAUGGCCUGAAUUGGAGAAAUUGCCUUGUGAAGCUUCCAGCACAGCCAAGAGUUAUAAGGUGCCACAUUUCCAGGGACAAAUCAGCUUUAUCACCUCCAUGUCAGAGCACUUCUGUGGAUCCUGCAAUCGGCUGAGGAUAACAGCAGAUGGGAACCUAAAGGUGUGCCUUUUUGGGAAUUCAGAAGUGUCCUUGAGAGAUCACCUGAGGUCAGGUGCCUCAGAGGAAGAGUUGGUUCAAAUCAUUGGAGCAGCAGUGGGCAGAAAAAAGAAACAGCAUGCUGGCAUGUUUAACAUUUCCCAGAUGAAAAACCGGCCAAUGAUCCUGAUUGAGUGUGCAUUGACGUCAUUCCCACUGUGCCAAGAUGCCCUACAGAAUCCCCCAAAUUCAAAACAGUGGGGCCACACAUUUAGCCAUCGGCUAACUUUGAGAGCAAGUUUACCCAAAAAAAUGGGAAAAGCAUUAAUGAAAAAUAAGCUUAAAGGACAACUUUUCCUGCCAGGAUCUCACCCAGAGCAACAGUGGCAUAUAACGACAGGAAUUCUACAAACCCAGCUCAGAGGCUGCUGUGUCUUCCAGAAGGACCCAAGCUCCACGUUUGACACAAAGUGCCUUGAGGCUUCUCCUGUUGGCCAAGUUUCUGUGGACUGUCAGUCCAAAGAGGCAAGUCCAGGAUCUGAAUUCUUUACCAGGGAUUCAGGAUCUUCCACCAAGGUACCUCGUGCCUCUGACAACUUGACUCACACUGAUGAGGAAGGACGGGCCACGAUGGUUGAUGUUGGAGGGAAGCCAGAUUCAAGAAGAAGUGCUGUUGCUGGUGCUGUGGUCCGCUUGGGUGAGAAGGCAUUUGGGAUGGUGAGGCAGAACCAGGUGAAGAAAGGGGAUGUGCUGGCAGUAGCCCAGAUAGCAGGAAUUCAGGGCGCCAAGCUGACCAGCCAGUUGAUCCCUUUGUGUCACAACAUCCCUCUCAACCAUGUUGAGGUGUCUCUGAGCCUGGAUGAGGCCAGAUACGCAGUGGUGAUUCGCAGCUCCUGUCAGACCUGGGGGAGGACAGGCGUGGAGAUGGAGGCUCUGACAGCUGCCAGCCUGGCUGCCCUGACUGUGUAUGACAUGUGCAAGGCAGUUACUCAUGACAUUGUGAUCGAAGAGGUGAAGCUGCUCAGUAAGACAGGUGGGCAGAGGGGAGACUUCUCAAGGGUCUAAAUCAUAUCCAGACACCACCAGCUCUCCAGGUGACCACUGCUCAUGUUCAGCCUCUACUUUUGUUCAGUUGUUAGGCUUGGAGACCUCAGCAGGUGUCCCACACAACUCCAGUUUUGCCUUACUCUGUCAGCUUACUGCUUGGUGAUCUGU
Calidris pugnax (ruff) is the source of this 1679-nucleotide messenger RNA. It is a transcript of the gene MOCS1, whose product is annotated as molybdenum cofactor synthesis 1. NCBI's taxonomy places the organism in Eukaryota, Metazoa, Chordata, Aves, Charadriiformes, Scolopacidae. The transcript has 8 exons. Gene Ontology annotation, biological process: Mo-molybdopterin cofactor biosynthetic process. The record is from RefSeq and is a predicted model, not a curated record. Gene Ontology annotation, molecular function: 4 iron, 4 sulfur cluster binding; cyclic pyranopterin monophosphate synthase activity; GTP 3',8'-cyclase activity. Bases 105 to 1529 code for a protein of 474 amino acids.